AUGACACCGGCAGAGGCAUCCAAGAAAAAAAAUGAGAAUGCUGUCUUUCUGAAACUUUACGGUGAUGAUUUGAGUAGACUGCAAGAGAGACCAAAGUUUGCAGUUGGUGAUCAUGUUAGAAUCUCUAAAUUCAAACGAAAAGUGUUUGAGAAAGGAUUUACCCCGAAUUGGACAGAAGAGAUUUUUGUUGUUGACGAGGUACAAUAUUCCAACCCGAUCACUUACAAGUUAAAAGAUCUACUCGGAGAAGAGAUCAAAGGUUCUUUUUACGAACAAGAGAUGUUGAGAGCAAAACAAGUUGUUUUCCGCAUUGAGAAGGUUAUUCGAAAGAGUAAAGGAAAGGCUCUCGUGAAGUGGAGUGGUUAUCCAGAAAAAUUCAACUCAUGGAUUGAUGAGAGUGAGCUUCAAAAAAUAUAA
Messenger RNA from Stylophora pistillata, 417 nucleotides. RefSeq names its product putative transposon-derived protein F54H12.3. Gene Ontology annotation, molecular function: nucleic acid binding. Gene Ontology annotation, biological process: DNA integration. Lineage: Eukaryota; Metazoa; Cnidaria; Anthozoa; Scleractinia; Pocilloporidae. The record is from RefSeq and is a predicted model, not a curated record.